GGAGGCUUAAAAACAAUGUCGCGCUACCAGGAUACCAAAAUUUUCUAAAUAAACCGCACAUUUCAUUUUCCGUGUUUAGUUUUAUUUGUAAAAGAAGGAAUAAUGAGAGAAAUUGUCCAUAUUCAAGCUGGUCAGUGCGGAAACCAAAUUGGUGCUAAGUUUUGGGAAGUGAUAUCCGAUGAGCAUGGAAUUGAUCCAACCGGAACGUACCACGGAGAUUCGGACCUACAGUUGGAAAGAAUAAAUGUUUAUUACAAUGAGGCGACAGGAGGGAAGUACGUUCCAAGAGCGGUGUUGGUGGAUCUUGAACCCGGAACAAUGGACUCUGUGCGAUCUGGACCGUUUGGUCAAAUAUUCCGACCGGAUAAUUUCGUAUUUGGACAAAGUGGAGCUGGAAAUAACUGGGCUAAGGGGCACUAUACGGAAGGUGCCGAACUGGUUGAUUCCGUCUUGGAUGUCGUUCGCAAAGAGGCCGAAGGUUGUGAUUGCAUGCAAGGAUUUCAGCUGACUCACUCGUUGGGAGGUGGAACUGGAUCUGGUUUAGGUACACUUUUAAUUUCUAAAAUUCGUGAGGAAUAUCCAGAUAGAAUUAUGAACACGUUCUCCGUUGUACCAUCGCCUAAAGUAUCCGAUACUGUAGUGGAACCCUACAACGCCACACUGUCAGUGCAUCAGCUUGUUGAGAAUACGGAUGAGUCUUACUGCAUCGACAAUGAGGCCCUUUACGACAUAUGUUUUCGUACCCUAAAAUUGACGACGCCCACGUACGGAGAUUUAAACCACCUGGUUUCGGCGACAAUGUCUGGUGUAACAACGUGCUUGAGGUUUCCGGGUCAAUUAAAUUCUGACUUAAGAAAACUGGCCGUGAAUAUGGUUCCUUUUCCUCGCUUGCAUUUCUUUAUGCCCGGAUUUGCUCCGCUAACAUCACGUGGAAGUCAGCAGUACCGCGCUUUAACCGUUCCCGAACUGGUCCUGCAAAUGUUUGACGCUAAGAACAUGAUGGCUGCUUGCGAUCCCCGGCAUGGACGAUAUUUGACCGUGGCCGCUAUCUUCAGAGGGCGUAUGUCAAUGAAGGAAGUCGAUGAGCAAAUGUUAAACAUUCAAAAUAAGAAUAGCAGCUAUUUCGUGGAAUGGAUUCCGAACAAUGUGAAGACGGCGGUUUGUGAUAUACCUCCACGCGGUUUAAAGAUGUCCGCAACCUUCAUAGGCAAUUCAACUUGUAUCCAAGAGUUAUUUAAACGUAUUUCGGAGCAAUUCACCGCGAUGUUUAGACGAAAGGCAUUUUUACAUUGGUACACCGGCGAAGGAAUGGAUGAAAUGGAAUUCACCGAGGCGGAAUCGAACAUGAAUGACUUGGUCUCCGAAUAUCAGCAGUACCAGGAUGCUACGGCAGAAGAGGAAGGUGAAUUCGACGAGGAAGAGGAGGGAGAAGCCGAUGAUUAGUGAUUCAUAGAAACGUUUGUAAAAAUUAUUGUGUUGUUAUAAAAAUUUAAUUUGGAGCCUA
Messenger RNA from Photinus pyralis (common eastern firefly), 1504 nucleotides. Its product is annotated as tubulin beta chain. Gene Ontology annotation, biological process: mitotic cell cycle; microtubule cytoskeleton organization. The record is from RefSeq and is a predicted model, not a curated record. Lineage: Eukaryota; Metazoa; Arthropoda; Insecta; Coleoptera; Lampyridae. The transcript has 2 exons. The coding region runs from base 103 to 1443 and encodes 446 amino acids. Gene Ontology annotation, cellular component: cytoplasm; microtubule. Gene Ontology annotation, molecular function: structural constituent of cytoskeleton; GTP binding; GTPase activity.